Molecule: messenger RNA, 1779 nt
Organism: Adineta ricciae
Lineage: Eukaryota; Metazoa; Rotifera; Eurotatoria; Adinetida; Adinetidae
Source: the annotation of a GenBank genome assembly
AUGAUGAAUAUCAUAUCGCCGAUGACAAACUUUGAAUCGUUGCCGAAUGAGAUUUUCGUCGAAGUUUUUGAAUAUCUCAAUGGUUUUGAAAUCUUUCUUGCUUUCGAUUGGUUGAAUAUUCGAUUUUAUCACUUGAUACGAACUAUUCCGAUUUGUUUGAACUUUCAACAUGUGCAAAAGAAUAUCUUCGAUCGAUUUUGUACGGUAAUUCAAUCGAAUCCAUCGAUUAAACGUCACAUACAUUCAUUAACGUUAUCGAAUAAGGUCACAUGUGGUCAAAUUGAUCUAUUCUUCUCUCGAUUUGACCUCAACCAAUUCCCUCAUCUUCGCUCAUUAACAGUCGUUCAAGUUGAGCAGCAAAAUAUUGACAAAAUCCAGCGUUUUCUUCCAUCGAUUUCCUCGCUUCAAACGUUCCGAAUGAUCGAACACGUAAAUGAACCGAACGAAAUCAUUUCGGAUCUUCCACUGACUAAUCUACGCCGAUUAGCAGUCCCAUCCAUCAAAUCGAUCAAAACAAAGUCCUCCAUCACACAUUUAACACUUUUCGGUUGCACUCUCGAUUAUCAAUUCUUUGAAUACAUUCCACUGUUAAGAUAUUUGCACAUUGAAAGCAUCUACAGAGCUCCGAUACUUCUCGAAACGAAGAAUCAUUCAAUUAGUCAUCCCGCCGUUUAUUUAAAACACCUGAUCAUCGAUAAUUACGAAUGUCUGUUUGAUGAAUUCGAAGUCUUUGUAAAACUAAUGCCACAUCUUCAACGAUUAGCUAUUUCGGCGUUGGAUAAUCUCUGUAUGAUCGAUGCCCAACGUUGGCAACGCGUAAUUCAAUCUUCACUGCCUUGUCUACAACACUUUCAGUUCAUAUUUGGUCUUUACUGUAAAGGUGAAGUUCGUAAACACGUCAUCGAGAAAUUUCAACAGUUCCAAAACCAUCUCUGGUACAAAAACCAUCAAUGGAACAUCGAAUAUGUCUUGGACGCAAACGCAGCAGUUAUUUACACCAUACCUUAUAUCUCAAAUAGUUAUCGAUUAGCCCGAUCAACAGUGAAAUACUCCCCGAAUGAUUUCAAUGAGUUUGAUAAUGUCACGGAUUUGACAUUGUCUUGCGAAGCAACAGUGAAUAAUUGUUCGUACUUUUUCUCGAAUAUUCGCUCGUUGACAUUAGAAUCAUUGAUCGUGAAUUCAGAUGAGCACAUUUUAGACUUCACAUAUAUGAAAUCUCUGCAAACGACUGUGAGUUUGUAUCAUUUAACUCAUUUAGACAUGUCAUUCUAUUCAUCUGUUGAACCGAGAGUUUUACUUGAAAUAUUCACGAAAGCUCCGCAUUUAUCAUCGUUAACAGUCGAUCUCUACGCUUUAUGGACGUUCUUCGACGACGAAUGUCUCUGUCAUUACUUCCAAACAAUGAUUCGGCAACUGAAUAUUUCGAAAAUCACUCAUCAUUCCUUUCGAACUUGCCACGAUGUCGAACAAUUCUGCAGAAUUUUCCCAAGACUUCAACGGUUAACAUGCACAAUCGAUCAUUCAGAUCAACUUUCUCUUCUAUUCAAUCGAUUGAAAUAUUUAUUCAGUCUGAAAAUCGUCGUCAUUCCGUUGGAAAUUCUCAAUUGGUUUAAACACGAAGCGAUGAAAUUCAAUGUGAUGUAUCGCAUAACGCACAUUGAAGCUGUUACGGAUGGUCUGAUGGAGAUGUUUUCAACUGACCUAUACGUCUGGACUGGACGAAUUGAUGAAGAUACGAACGAACGAAUCGCACAUCAUUCUUCGAUGAGUCAUAUUUAA